AUGUCGGAACUUGCCAAAACGUUUUUUGCCUUUGGCAAACAGAAGGUACAGCCUCUUGAUAACAAGGGGCAGGCGGACCAGAACAACGGGUUUUCCAAAACUAAUGGUCCUUCUUUCCCGUCCGAGAUGAUCCCGCAGCCGGCAACUCCCACGAUCGCCUUGAGCGAGAAUUCGUUUGCCGUGGGAACCACCAUCAAGGGGGAAGAGAAUGCCCUUAAUAGAAGUAUUACAAAUCUGGACCAGACACAGCAAAGCAGCAACCUUACAGCCCAGCUGUCCACCAACAUAUCACAUCCGAUCGAAACAGCCGCUGCAGGUUUGCCUGUUGCCAACGCUGCUGACGCUUCCACGUCCAUUCCCCGUGGCAAGCUGAGAGUCAGCAUCAUCGAAGCCGUGGGACUUAACGUGACGUCGGAAAAUUCGCUUCCAUACGUUGUGUGCACCUUCGAAAGUUCCGAGUUUGUGACCCAAGGUCCGGAGUCGUUUGAGCAGUCCAAGGACAGUUCCUCGCCUUUGGUGAAGCCUCACGGCAACCAGCUACCGGGUAAGCGAGUUCCCUUGGUUCGCACGCAGACUUCUUCCCAGUACAAUCUAAACAUCAUGCCACACAACUACAACUCGUCGAACCCGAUAUGGCACCACAAGGCCAUUUUCGACGUUGUUGGGGCCAAGUCAGAACUCGACAUUUCUGUCUAUGACUCAGCACAAAAUGACCAUUUUCUGGGGCAUGUCAGAAUCAGACCACAAACUAUCCAAGAAACAAGAUCUGAGCAGUGGCUUGAGCUAGAGCCGCGGAUCAACACUGAGUUCGUCAGUGGUAAAAUAAAAGUCCAGGUCGAAUAUUCAAACACGGGCAAGAGACAUUACGGACCAGAGGAUUUCGAAAUUUUGAGACUCUUGGGUAAAGGAACAUUCGGCCAGGUGUUCCAAGUGAAAAAGAAAGAUACGGGAAGAAUCUAUGCUAUGAAAGUGCUGUCGAAAAAGAUCAUUGUCAGAAAGAAAGAGAUUGCACACACCAUUGGCGAGCGAGACAUUUUGGUGCGCACGUCGAGUGCAGAAUCGGCCUUCAUCGUGGGACUCAAGUUCUCGUUCCAGACUCCAGUGGACUUGUACUUGGUCACGGACUUUAUGUCUGGAGGAGAGCUGUUUUGGCAUUUACAAAAAGAAGGCAGAUUUUCAGAGGAUAGAGCCAAGUUCUACAUUGCUGAGUUGGUUCUGGCAUUGGAACAUCUUCACGAUAACGACAUCGUUUACCGUGAUCUGAAACCCGAGAACAUCCUCCUGGAUGCUAACGGACACAUUGCGUUAUGUGACUUUGGACUAUCGAAAGCCAACUUGACGUCCAACGGAACGACAAACACUUUCUGUGGUACCACUGAAUACCUUGCUCCUGAAGUUUUGUUGGACGAGUCCGGAUACACAAAGAUGGUUGACUUUUGGUCACUGGGUGUUUUAAUUUUUGAGAUGUGCUGCGGAUGGUCGCCGUUCUAUGCUGACAACACCCAGCAGAUGUACAAGAACAUUGCUUUUGGAAAAGUGCGGUUCCCUAAAGAGAUUCUAUCGCCCGAAGGACGCUCUUUUGUGAAGGGUCUUUUGAAUAGAAACCCUCGUCAUAGAUUGGGAGCCAUUAAUGAUGCAAGAGAAUUGAGAGCACAUCCAUUUUUCAACGAUAUUGACUGGGCUUUACUGAGACAGAAGAAGAUUCCACCACCAUUCAUUCCGCAUAUUGCAAACGAACUAGACACAUCCAACUUUGAUCCUGAAUUCACCAACACCUCGACCUCUGUUAUCAACAAACAGCUAUCGAUGGGCACUCCGCUGUCUUCUGCUGUUCAAGAAAACUUUAAAGGAUUUACUUAUGUUGAUGAUUCGAUGAUGUUUGAUCAUCUGAACAGUCAGAGUAUUGGGAAACGGUUUGGAAACUCCUACAAGCCAGCUUAUGGUUCAUUAAUUCCAGGCAACCCUAAUUUGCCACCGGAAGAAGAAGUCAUUGAUGAGGACAGUCAAGAGGACGAAGACAUUGUUCAGGACGAUAUGGAUGUGGAUGACGAUUUUGUCAAUGGGCAGUUCGAUUUGUAA
This is a messenger RNA of Ogataea philodendri, 2079 nucleotides long. RefSeq lists its product as uncharacterized. The record is from RefSeq and is a predicted model, not a curated record. Gene Ontology annotation, molecular function: protein serine/threonine kinase activity; ATP binding. Lineage: Eukaryota; Fungi; Ascomycota; Pichiomycetes; Pichiales; Pichiaceae. Bases 1 to 2079 code for a protein of 692 amino acids. The transcript has a single exon. Gene Ontology annotation, biological process: protein phosphorylation.